AUGACGAACCCCGAAAAACAUGUUGCACCGAGUGACGAGGUGAACGGUGAAGGUUUGAAUCCGCCGCUUGGUGGACCACGUAAAGUCAAAUGGUACCGUUCGUCGUUUUAUAAUGCCUUCAUCCUCGGUCUUUGCAACUUUCUUGCUCCCGGAAUUUGGGGCGCCAUGAACUCUUUGGGUGGAGGAGGCGAAGAGGAACCCUAUCUCGUUAACGCAGCGAACGCCUUGACCUUCGGACUCAUGGUAGUCUCUUGUUUCUUUGGUAGUGUUAUCGUGCGAUUUAUCGGCAUCAAAUGGACACUCAUCGUGGGAACAAUGGGAUUCGCCCCAUACGCAGCCGGGCUAUACACAAACAACCGAUUUGGUCAAGAAUGGCUGGUUAUCCUGGGCGCUGCACUUUGCGGCAUCUCAGCGGGCAUAUUUUGGAUGGCGGAGGCAGCAAUUGCACUUUCAUAUCCCGAGCCAUACAAUCAAGGACGCUUCUUGGGAUUCUGGCUCAGCUUUCGUGUUGGAGGACAGAUACUCGGCGGUGUCAUCAGUCUGGGCAUUAAUGCCCAUCGGUCAACAUCGGGCUCUAUCUCAUACACUGUGUAUCUGAUCUUCAUUGCGCUGCAGGCUCUUGGUCCUUUUGCUGGUCUGCUUUUGAACAACCCGUCUCAGGUACAGCGAAAAGAUGGAGUCCCUGUUAAACUCCAGGUGACAAACAGCAUCGGAUACGAGCUAAAGAGCAUGGUGAAACUAUGGAUCAAUCGCAAGUUUCUGUACAUCAUUCCAUUCAUUUGCCAGGCUGUUUACACAGAGGCUGUGAUGUUUUCGUACGAGGGGUUGUGGUUCUCGGUACGGGCCAGAGCUCUCGGGUCCUUCCUUUCCGGCGUGCUUGCUUUGAUCAUCGGCAACCUUCUAGGAGUCUUCCUUGACACCAAGCGGAUAUCUCUGAAAAAGAGAAGUCGAUACGCAUUCUUCUUAGUCGUCGGGUGGCAAGGGAUGUGCUGGAUCUGGGCUUCGGUGGUGACAGCAGAGUUCCAUAAGACAAACCCGAUAUAUGACUGGACUGACCCAGGCUUUGGGAAAGCGUUCACCCUCUUCCUGUUCUGGGUCGCUGGCUUCCAGCUCAACUAUAUGUAUCUAUUCUUCUUGGUGGGCAACCUUGCGGAUGAUCAAGAAGAGGUCGUCCGGAUUGCAGGCUUGUUGCGUGGAACUGAAUCCGCCGCUCAAUGUGUUAGCUAUGGUUUAAGUAGCGUGAACAUCAUGGCCGCGGUGGGUAGUAUAUACCUCAACUUUGGCUUGUGGGCUAUCGCGAUAUUUCCUGCCUGGCUCAUUGUCAAGCAGGUCGGGGUAGCCUUUGGGGAUAAAAAAAUCGCCAGAGAGACUCCUGGUUUGCGUGAGGCCUCGGAUCGCGACUCAAAUAAUGGUGCAAGUCUAUAA
Messenger RNA from Penicillium vulpinum, 1425 nucleotides. RefSeq names its product DUF895 domain membrane protein. The coding region runs from base 1 to 1425 and encodes 474 amino acids. The transcript has 4 exons. The record is from RefSeq and is a predicted model, not a curated record. NCBI's taxonomy places the organism in Eukaryota, Fungi, Ascomycota, Eurotiomycetes, Eurotiales, Aspergillaceae.